CCUACAACAACAGCGCCACCGAGACGCUGCCCGCUGUAAUUAUUGGUAGCCACCUCUUCAAAUGCGAACACUAUCAAGCAGCGCGGGUCCAUCGGCAUCACCGCUCUUAAUAUCCUCUGGGGUAAACCCCGCUUCCACUCCUGCCAGUACAUCAUCGGCAAGACCUGUUGCGACCCCAGCCGCAAUAGCAACACCAAAUGCUAUGUCCGCCUCGGAGUCGAUUGCGAGAAAAACGCGCUCUCAGAGCGCAAUAAAACGAUCGGUUGUGAUCAGGCCAUUGCCUACAAAGCGGUCCAAAGCUCAACGCUCCUGCAUGGACCUUGUCAUUAACGAGCCGGGCAGGGACCUGUCUGCCGGAGUUUCUGGCUGGUAUGCUCGAACGAGAUUUUGGGAAAGAACUAAGCUGCUGCAAGUAUUUGCUUGGAGACACCGAUUCGGCGAACAGAACUCUGACAAGCAUUAUGCAAGUGCCGUUAAUCAAUUGCGCUAGUCACCGACUUACCCGGGCCGUCCAGCAACACCUCACUAACACGAUGAAGACUCAUCUGCUGUGCAAGCCCUGGUGUCGAAGUUGCGGACGCUGAAACAGUAAGCGAAACUUCGGUUUGAGACUCCGCUUCGACCAAUAAUUCGCCAGGAUACUCGCUGGGGGUCAACUUUCGCGAUGAUGCAUCACAUCGGGACGUUUUGUCAAGUUACUAUUGCUUUUGUGCUAUUUACUGACUACUAUAUAUGUAUACAGGCCCUCGGGCGAGCAUUGUUCACAGCCCUGACUUUGAAUCGGGCUGUGUCCGGGUGCU
Molecule: messenger RNA, 800 nt
Organism: Phytophthora nicotianae INRA-310
Lineage: Eukaryota; Oomycota; Peronosporomycetes; Peronosporales; Peronosporaceae
Exons: 2
Coding region: 62-490 (142 amino acids)
Source: RefSeq, a predicted model, not a curated record